CCUCUUCAGAUUGAGCAACAGCUACAAGUAUGUGCUUCUAGUCAGUUAGCAAAAUAGUGAGCUAGCAAUCACCGGCAAACUGCAACUGCACAACGAUGGGCUAGCUAAUAAAAACGAUUUGAUAAGGUUUUGUGAACACACACAUAAGCUAUAACAGUUGCCUAAACUUGCUUUAUUUUGACGUCAUGUCUUCUAGAAAGCGUAAAAGACACUACAAGGAUAUAAAGUGUGUUUUCUUUCCGGAUGAUGUCCAAAAUGGUUUACAAAAAGUUCGGAGGGAGCCAACAUCACUUUCAUCUGUGUCUUCCGCCAAGAGCUGGGAGAAGUGUGGAGACAGCUUUCUGGACUCUCCAGUGAUAAAGAACCUCAAGUCGUCAGGAAGGAAACUGUCUGCCAUUAGAAAGUUGGCACAGUCCUCUUUUUCAGUGCAGACCAGUGCCGUUCGCUGUAAUGAGGACUCAGUGCACAUUGCGUGGAGCUCCAGUGACAGUGAACAGUCUGAUGAUGAGGCCCAGGAACAACAUCUGUCCAGAGUUGUGGCUCAGCAGCAACAACGUCCUCAGAGACCAGGGAGACCCACAGCUCCCAUUCAGUCUUACACGAGAGCGCUGCGCAUGCUCAGCACUGAUAAAGAUAACCUUCCUGUUAUUGACACAGACAGUGAUCUGGAUGAAUCUGAGGAAGAUGUUGAAAAGGACAGUGGGCAACAAAUCUCUGACUGUGAGUCUGAGUCCUUUGAUGGAAAACCAGAAGAUUUACCCCUUAAACCUUCAAAGAUGACAGAGCUAGAGAUAUCAGGCUACGUGUCUGACGGUGAAAAUGUUGGCGGCACAGUGGCCUUGAACAGACUGGACUUCGAGAGCUUUUCUCUCCAAACCGGUGAAGGCAGCAAAAGGUCAGUCAGUGACUGGGUCAGAUCUGCUCAGGCGAUGCUGCAGACGCCUCAGAAACCGUUCGACAGACAGUCCAAGACUCCCGAAGACUCUGCCAAGAAGAAAAGGAAAUUUCAAUGUGGUGGUCUUGCUGAGAGGCUGAAUCGACUCCAGUGCAGACAGAGGUCAGCUAUUAGCUUCUGGAGGCACCAGUCCAUCUCUGACACCUCAACAACAACAACAGUGGACAGGCCUGGCGUACUGGUGCUGGAGGUGCUUGAGGUUCAGGAGGAGUGCAGCUUGCAACUGGUGCACUGUGAGCACCACCAGCCCCCUGGAGAGGGCCACCAACACAGUAACCCUGUUUCUGAGGAGAGAGCUCGUAUCCUGGUGUUAUUCAACAGAGAGACCGCAGCCCAGCUGAUUCCUGCACCCGGAGAUAUCCUCCACAUAUACCCACCAUGGCAAAGUCUGUCCAUAGAGGGUUUCAGCUGUGAUAUUAUUCUGAACACACACUUCAGCCAGAAAGUCUACUCUGCUUCCAAACCAGCCGACAUGUCCAUUCCUAGAGGCCUGCUCUCAGCAGAAAGGUGCAAUCCGUAUUCUCUGUGUAAAAUAUUUGGACUGCUGGAGGUAUUCAGAACCACAGAGGAGAACAAUGCCACACAGAUUGCUACUUCCAAUGCUCUGUGCAGUUUUGGAGGCUCAGGAGUUUUGACAAGACACUGCCUUUCUCUCCUGGAAGCUAUUGAGGGGCUGGGCCAGGCUGGCUCUGUGGGGCAGGACGUGGAGGUGGUGGUCCAGAGAGUGUACUCCAUCCCUGUGCCUGACUACUCUCCUGUUUCCAUCCUCAAGCCCAGAGUUCCCUUCAGGUCUUCCUCAGCUCCUCCUCCUGCAGAAAAAGGCAAAACCAGGCUCUGCAUGCUUGUCCAGGACAGCUACGGGAUGUUCAGUGAGGUCCAGCUCCACCUCCUACCCUUCAAGGACGACCUCCACCACUACUGCCACAUGUGGCAGGGGAGGGCCUGUGUGCUGAGAGGCAUUAAAGUGGUGCAGCGGGUCACCCGAGAAAGGCGCACCAGGCUUUUCAGUUUGAUAGACAGUCUGUGGCCCCCAGUGAUGCCUCUUAAAGAUCAUGGAAACACACCCAGUAUGUCCAGUGAAGGUAGACCUGCAGGUCCAGCUCCGAGUUUCUGCUACCUGCUCUCUGGUCAGGAGAGCUCAGUUGAACCCACUGAGGGUCAGACUGUUUCCCCACUUUACCUUCCCUGCAGAAAACAAACCUUACGAGACCUACUGCAGAAUGAGCUUAAAACUUGCCGCUGCAGUUUUGCUGCCACUGUUAUAUACAAGAGAAUAAUGCAGAGCAGUGAUGUAGGCCAGGGUGAGGUUUGGUUGGUGCUGACAGACCCCAGUCUUCAGGAGGAGCAGCCUGAGAGGCCGUGCAGGCGAACAGUGGCCCUGUGUGUGAACACUUCCUGUGUGCUCACUUCCUCUGUCCUCGAAGCACUAAAUUCCCCCGCUGCCUGUCGCAUGUCAUUCAGAGAUGUCAUCAAAGAUCAUGGUGUUCUCCUGUGUGUGGAGCAGUCAGUUGUUGAGAUGUGCCCUGUGGAUCCUGAGGGCAACCUUCAAUCCGCAUCCAGUACACUGGUUUCACAGUCGCUGUCCGAGCCCCAGGCCAAGACCCUGCCCCAACCUGUGAGACUGGAUCCCCUGAGUCCUGAGAUCACGCCCAACUCCCUCUGCUGUGUCACAGGGGUGAUAGUUGGUGUGGAUGAGAACACUGCUUAUUCUUGGCCUGCCUGCAACCACUGUGGAAGUGACAACUUAGAGAUGUUAGCUGAAAGACCUCAAAACUUCCGCUGUGUUUCUUGUAAGUCAGUGGUGGACAAGCCAGACACAAAAAUUCAACUGGAAGUGUUAUUAAGUUCUUCAUUAAGUAAUUGCACUUUGAAGGUUAAGCUGCAGCAAAAAACAAUCAUGUCCAUCCUAAACACUGCAGCCCUAGAGUGUAAUGAGUUCCCAGGUUACGAUGUGGAGAAUGUCCUGGGAAAAGAGGUGGGGCCCCUCGCCGUUUACGUCCGAGUCGUCACCAGGAAACCCACCCUCUGGAUUGGCCUGGAAGAAAUCUGCCUCUGAGGCUGUCAGGGCAAGUAGCUAAUGAUAUCAAUCCUCAGGCUUCAGCUGGCUCCAAGGAUCUGCACACCAGGCCUUGGUCUGAGCCAGUUUACCUCCCCCCCCGAAGGCCUCCCUGACAGCUUGAGGCUGUGCCAAAGUGAACGGUCUGCAAGAAGACAAGGUCUUGUUUGUGUUAAUGAUAUGUGAUCCUGUGGACCAGGAAUUGACAGCCCAAGGGCAGACCAGUGGCAUGCUGUCUGUCAAAGCAGCCCACGUGGUUCAUCAACUGGGAUGGGACUUUUCAAACAGGACAUUUGACUGUAAACACUUUUUUUUAAGUGGUCUAAAAGAAAAUUAAAAAAAAAACUUUUCCCCCAACUCAUCUACCUCUGUAUUUAAGCUCACUGACACUGCCAAUAAAAGUUGUAUUUUUGCUGA
Molecule: messenger RNA, 3428 nt
Organism: Siniperca chuatsi (mandarin fish)
Lineage: Eukaryota; Metazoa; Chordata; Actinopteri; Centrarchiformes; Sinipercidae
Gene: spidr
Product: scaffold protein involved in DNA repair
Exons: 20
Coding region: 186-3011 (941 amino acids)
Biological process (GO): regulation of establishment of protein localization to chromosome; double-strand break repair via homologous recombination
Cellular component (GO): nucleoplasm; nuclear chromosome
Source: RefSeq, a predicted model, not a curated record